Messenger RNA from Ficedula albicollis (Collared flycatcher), 6986 nucleotides. RefSeq names its product laminin subunit gamma 2 (gene LAMC2). The transcript is spliced from 23 exons. Lineage: Eukaryota; Metazoa; Chordata; Aves; Passeriformes; Muscicapidae. The coding region runs from base 91 to 3606 and encodes 1171 amino acids. Gene Ontology annotation, molecular function: extracellular matrix structural constituent. The record is from RefSeq and is a predicted model, not a curated record.
GACUCAGGUGGAGCAGCCGAUAAAACACGCACAAAAAAAGGCAGCAGGCAGCAGGCACCGGUGCGAGCCCCGCCGGGACGGGCACCAGGAAUGGCCGAGCGCUGGCUGCUGCGCCUCGCCUGCCUCGCGUCCCUGCUGCCCGCAGCGCUGGGCAACAGCGGCGGGCCAGGCUGUGACUGCAACGGGAUGUCCAGGCAGUGCAUCUUCGACUGGCAGCUCCUGAGGGAGACGGGCGAUGGGUAUCGCUGCCUGGGCUGCCAGGGCAACACGGAGGGGCCGCGCUGCGAGCGCUGCAGGGACGGCUUCUUCCGACGGCAGGGGGAGCGGUGCUGCCGGCCCUGCCUCUGCCACCCCUGGGGGUCCCUCAGCCCACAGUGUGACAGUGACGGAUGCUGCAGCUGCAAGCCUGGAGUGAUGGGGGACAAGUGUGACCGGUGCCACCUGGGCUUCGAGUCCCUGUCCGAGGCAGGGUGCUGGAGGAGUGAGCAGAGGCUGCAGUGUGAGUGUGACCCGGCGGGCAGCGUGGGGCACUGUGACUCCGGCCACUGCGUCUGCAAGGACAGCACCACCGGAGAGAGGUGCCAGAGGUGCAAGCGACACUUCUAUAACCUGGAUGCCAGAAACCCUGCAGGAUGCUCGCCCUGCUUCUGCUACGGGCACUCGGACACGUGUACCAGUGCAGACAACUACAGUGUCCACAACAUCACCUCUACCUUCCAGCAAGGUACUGAGGGCUGGCAGGGUGUCCAUGAGAGCGGCUCCCCAGCCCAGCUCCAGUGGUCCCCACGCCACCAGGAUGCCUUCAUAGCAGCAAGGAGAUCAGAGCCAAUAUACUUCGUGGCACCUGCCAAAUUCCUUGGGAACCAGCAGCUGAGCUAUGGCCAGGUGCUCUCCUUUGAUUACCGCCUGGACCGAGGGGGCCGGCAGCCAUCUCUGCACGAUGUGGUCCUGGAAGGACACGGCCUGAGAGUCACUGCCCCCUUCCUGCCCCAGGGAAAGGUCCUGCCCUGUGGCAUCAGCCAGACCUACACCUUCAGGCUGGACGAGCACCCAAGCAGCACGUGGAGCCCAAGGCUGAAUCACUUUGAAUUCCGCAGGCUGCUGGGAAACCUGACAGCCCUGCGGAUCCGAGCCACCUUCGGGGAGUACAGCACCGGCUACAUCGACAAUGUCACGCUGGUGUCGGCGCUGCCCGCGCCCGGGCUCCCCGCGCCCUGGGUGGAGCAGUGCCGGUGCCCCGCCGCCUACCGGGGCCAGUUCUGCCAGAGCUGCGCCCCUGGCUACCGCAGGGACACCCCCAGCCACGGCCCCUUCAGCACCUGCGUGCCCUGCCGCUGCCAGGGGGCAGGGAUCUGCGAUCCUGACACCGGUGAAUGCUACUCAGGAGAUGAGAACGUGGGCCAUGGUGGCAGCUGCCCCUUUGGCUCCUACCGGGACCCGCGGCAGCCGGGCGGCUGCAGGAGCUGCCCCUGCGGGCCCGGCCAGGGCUGCUCCGUGGGGCCAGGUGGAGAGGGUGUCAUAUGUGACCACUGCCCUCCUGGAGCUGCUGGGGCCAACUGUGAGUACUGUGCUGAUGGCUAUUUUGGAGAUCCAGCAGCUUCCCAGCCUUGCCAGCUGUGCCGCUGCAAUGGCAACGUGGAGCCCAACGCCGUGGGCAACUGUGACCGCCGGACCGGCGAGUGCCUCAAGUGCAUCUACAACACGGCUGGCUUCUACUGCGACCGCUGCAAGGACGGCUUCUUUGGGAACCCCCUGGCCCCUGACCCCUCUGACAAGUGCAGAGCCUGUACCUGCGACUCAGUUGGUGCUGAGCCUCUGAAGUGCAGGAGUGAUGGGAGCUGCAUCUGCAAACCUGGCUUUGAGGGUCCCCGCUGUGAAGAGAGUGAGUGCCCAGCUUGCUAUGGCCAGGUGAAAGAGCAGGUGGAGAGGUAUCUGCAGCAGCUGGGGGAGCUGGAGCUGCUCCUGUCAGAGGUGCGAGCUGGCGGUGGGACUGAGAGUCAGGAGCUGGAGGGGAGGAUGCUGGUGGCUGAGGAGACACUGCAGACCAUCCUCAGGGAAGCCCUGAGCCUCCAAGCCUCCAACAGGUCUCUGGAAGCCCGUGUGGCCAGGAUGAAGGGGCAAGGGUCCAGCUCCCAGAGUCGCCUGGAUGAGAUCAAGGCAACAGUGCAGAGAUUGAGGUCUCUGGGGAGCCAGUACGAGAGGCAGGUGCAGGAAACCCGCCAGCUGCUGGAGAGAGCCAGGCUGGACCUGGAUCGCAGUGGUGCCGCUCUCCUUCGGGUGACCAUUCCUGUUUCAAGCUUUCCCGGGGGUUCGAAUCAGUUCUUGCUGCUGGCCCAGGAGGCUCUGAGACUGGCCAACAGCCACACCCAAGCAGCCAACGCCAUUGACCAAGCUGCCAAGGGGGCACGGGAGGAUGCAGGGCAGGCGCUGGAGCUGCUGCGCGCGGCCGCGGGGGGAGAGGCUGCCCUGGGCUCCCUGCCCAGGAGGUACGAGGAGCUCAAGUCACUGGCUGGAGGCCUGAAGGCUGAUGCUGAUGGAAUGGCCUCCAGGGCAGACAAGGCUUAUCAGGGCAGCCUGGUGCUCCUCAGCUCCCUGUCCCGCCUGACAGAGACGGAUGUUGGAUCCUUUAAGGAGGAAGCCUCGAGGCUGAAGCAGGACAUGGGUGCCCUGCAGGGGCUGGUGGACACGUCCCUGGCCCAGUACCGGGGCCUGCAGAGCAGAGUGGGGCACUGGGAGGAGGAAGCCCAGCAGCUGCUCCAAGGGCAAGAGGGCGAGAGAGCGAAGCUGACACAGCUGCUGUCCCGAGCCACCCUUGCCAGGAGCACAGCCCUGCGAGCCGUGAGCGCUGGCAAUGCCACCUUCUACGAGGUGGAGCAGAUCCUCAAGAGCCUCAAGGAGUUCAACCUGCAAGCAGAGGAUAAGAGGAGGGAAGCCCAAGAUGCCAUGAGGAGGCUGCCCAUUAUCAGCAGCAUGGUCACCACUGCCAGGGAGAAGACAGACCAAGCCAAAGGGAUCGUGGACAGUGCUGCUUCUGAAUCAAAGGCAGGCAGCAGUGUGGUGGAGGUGGUGAAGGAAAUCACCACAGGGAUCCAAGAGGACAUUGCCCGGCUGAAGGGGGAAGCCAACAAGACGGCUGAUGGCGUCCUUGCCCUGGAGAAGGCAGUGGCCACCCUGCAACAGGAGGCCAAGGAAGUGGAGGACUCAUUUGAGAGGAAACUCUUGGAGGUUGAGGCGGAUGCUGCUGUGAUAGAGAAGACAGCUCAGGAAGCUCAGAGGGUCCAUGACAAGGCUGGCCGGGCAGGUGCAGCUGUGCAGGCGACUCUGGCUGCCCUGGAAGAGCUGCUGCGUCUCAUGAACCAGCCUGGUGCUGUAGAUGAGGAUGGCCUGAGGCAGCUUGAGGAGAACUUCAGCAAAGCCAAAAGCAGAAGCAAGCAGCUGAAGGAGGAGAUGUUGGAGCUGGAGCAGACAGCUGCCCUGCAGAAGGCCCGGGUGCGCACGCUGGAGAGCAGCAUUGAUGACAUCCUGGCUGAUAUUAAGAACCUGGAGGAUAUCCAGAGGAGUUUUCCUCCAGGCUGCUACAACACAAAAGCCAUUGAAUUGCCAUGAGCCAGCUCUGGAAAGGCUGCAGCACCUGCCAGGCUGAAGGCAGGACGGCCUCCCCAAAUCUGGCAGAACUGGCUGUGUUUGGUUGUGUUAAACUGGUCCUUACCCUCAAGAUCAGUGUGGCAGAUGAAGUUCACAAUCUCCCACUGGCCCUGGGAAGUCCCUAAUUUUUCAAAGUGCUCCGUCCCUUGCACAUGGGAGGAAGGAGACUCCUGGUUUGUGAAGGUGCUACUGUCUGAAGAACAGCCCAUUCCUGCAAUAUAUCUCUGAGGUGCAGGGUUGGGUGUCAGCCUUGUGAGUUUGCACAGUUUGGACCCUGGAACUCAUAACCAAGAGGUUCUCCAUCACCUGUGGAUACCCUGUCCUGCUCUGGCACAUGUAGAAGGACUGGGGUCUCUGUCCACUUUUGACACUGCUACUCCACCAGCUACUCCUCCUGUUCUCCAUGGAGUUUUCCUCACCUUUUGAAGCUCAGGAGCAAGGGAGCAAGCAGCAUGAGAGGCUGCUGGGGGAGAUGAGUUCUGAGCUGUGGCACUGGUGAUGCUUCAUGUGGUGUCUCCUCCCAGGCUGGCAGUCCUCUCCUUGCUGGCAUGCUGUGUACCUGAGAACCCCAGCCCAUGCUACGGCAGUCCCAGUAAGCUGAUCUCAUUAGUUUAAAAAUGUUGAAGAUGUCUUGAAUGUGUCUCCACCUCUGGUUCGGUGCUGCCUGUCUUCCCUCUCCCUCGUGGUGCUGCAUGUUUCUCAGAGGCCACCAUCAUCACUAAGCUAGCUCUCCACAGGGGCUCCUGCUGUUCAUCUCAACAGAGCUUGGAUAAGCCAAAGACCACAGUGCUCCCUUCACUGCAGCUUUCAUGUGGGUCCAGCUGCAUUCUGACACUGCCCCCACCUUCCUUCAGAUGCCACGCAGGGGAAAAAAAGUUUCAGAGGAAAUAAGUGCCACCAGAUGCUGGAAGCUGAAGCUCUGCUGAAGCCCCUGCCCUGCGUGGUGGUGAAACAGGAGAUCCCAGAUGGAGAAGGAGACUGGGGACUCACUCACCCCUCCUUAUCUCUCGGGUCUCUGAUAAAGCAGAAUCUGAUAGAGCAGCAUCUGUGCUUUUGCUUCAUGAUAUACCGAGUAUUAUGUCUGCUUUACAUUUUUUAUUUAAGUGAGAAGUGUUUUAGCUCCUGGCAUGUGUCCCUUCUCCUGCUGUAGAUGUAGGGACAGCUAUUAGGGACCUGUCUUUCCAUGAGUUGGAUUUUUUGAAAGGUAGGAGGUCAAUAAAUGAUGAAUACUCUUGGCUAGAUCUUGCCUAGCACUUUAUUUUUUCAGGCUUCCUCAUUUGGGGGGAUUUGGCCAUGGGCUAUCCCAGCAGUACAGGCAUUUCCUCUCUUGUUUUGACUCAGUCUUGGGGCUGUUUUAAAAUCACACUAGUGACAUCUCUGUUUUGUUUUGUUUAUUACAUAAUUUAAACAUUUUGCUGAUAAAGUAUUUUUUGUCAAUGACUGUUUUUUCAUAUAGCAACAGAAAAAAAAAAGAAAAAAAAGGCUCCAAAACUUUUGACAAAGGUGAAAUUGUGGCAUGGCAACUUCAACCCCUUUCCCUCCCUCCCCCCUUUAUUUUCUUUCCCAAAAAGACGUUUGAAGUUCACUUCACUUUCAGCAAAUUGACUGUUAAAAAGUGGCGGUUCAAAGACCAAAACCCACAAGCUUCUUCCCACACCUCCCCUGCACCCUGGAAACCCCAUCCUCAGCUCCCCAGCAGUCACGUGGAUCAUCACAGAUGAUUAUUUUCUGCCCGUGCCCACCCAAAGACAUUUUUCCAAACCAGUCCCAGAGCUGAAGGCCCCAUUACAAACCCCCAUCCCUCCCCCAUCCUGUGAGUUUUACUGAGUGGAUACACGAAGGUAAGAGCAAAAGUAGGACAGAACAAACUCAUCACCCCCACUACAGCUAAGCUUCACCAUCCCAACCACAUGGAUCAGGAGGCCAUGACAUUCCCACUCCCUUCCAUGUACCAGGGGGAAGGAGGGAGGGAGGGAGGGAGGAAGGAUCAGAGAUGGCUCUCGGACAUGACACUUUCUUCCUUUCUCCAUCUCCAUUGUUUAAUUUUCUCUGUCUUUCCUUGGGGAAAACUCACUGUCUUUCCUCCCACUUCAGAGGUGUCUCUCCCCAGGAGUUCAGUCCCUCUGUGUGUUUUGGAGGCUGAUUGCCACCACUGCUGUUUCUCUGGCUCAGAGCUGAGAAACACAGGGGGCAUGUGGCAAGGAGGGGAGGGAGGGAGGCAGGGAGGGAGGCUGCUGUCUGGGAUAACUUGUGUGCUGUGAUAGGGAGGGAAGAGAGGCUGACAAACAGAACAUGUGAGGACAGCAGGCGGAGAGGAGUCCAGCGAGUGGCUGGCACACACUGGGUGUCUCAGGAUGAGGUGCCACCACUAAGGGAGCUCAAGUGGGGUGGUCCUGGUGACCAGCUCCUUCAGGCUGGCUGAAGGCCUCCCUGCAGCAGAGGACCCACACACUCACCACCUUCUCUGCUUUGGCAUCUCCAUAUCUCCUUAUCCUAUGGGAUACAUAUUCAACCACCUGCAGAUACCAGAGCUGCCACUGAGGGACUCAGCUGCCAAAUUUAGAACAGUUCCCAAAAAAAUCUUUCCAUGCAGAGGGAAAUCUGUGACAAGGAAAGAUCUCUUUUGGCCUUUGGGUGAGUCACAUCACUUCUGUCUUUCUGGGAAGGGCUGUGUCCUCUUGAGAAGUUGUCAGCUAUUGCUCCUAAAAUCCUGUCUGUUGCAAGGUCCUUGUGUCUAUGAGUUUCCUUGUUUGUCCAAAGUGGCUUGGUGUUUCAGGGAUGCCAGCAGCACCCAGCAGGUCACCAAAUUUAGCAUGACAUCCCACCUUUGGAGCUUGCCUAAGAGCUACUUGUGACAUUUUAUGGACUUUUAAGGGACAAAAUAAAUGAAAUGUCACAUCUUUCCUUGAAAGACCCUGGAGGAUGCUCAGCCACAAGCAGAAGGACUCUACCCAAAGUGAUACAAGGUUACAGCAAGCAAAGGGAGAGGAGAAGGUGAGGGCUAAAUCUCAUGGCUGUGACCUUCCCCAGGAUCUGUUGAGGGUGCUUGUGCCCUAAGGAUGAUCAGCAGGACAAGGCACUGCUCCAGCAACCCUCCUCUCCACAAGACUUCAACAACUGCUCCACGUUACCUGUCCUGCUUUUACCGUGAGCAUCUCCACUAGGGUCCAUCCCCAGCAUCAGGGGGCAUAUCACAGGCAGGAGCAGGAACCUGGCUUGUCCCAAGGAAUGUGCAAAGUAGCCAUGGCUGGUUUGGGAGGGGGAGGUUAUCAUGCAUUUAAUGAACUCUUCAAGGAAAGGGAGAGAGUAGGAGUGGCAGGAGAAGAUGGAUGGAGCAGAAA